AUGGAGAGCGCUCUUCCUGCCGCCGGCUUCUUGUACUGGGUGGGCGCAGGCAACGCGGCCUACGUGGCCCUGCGCAUCUCGUACUCGCUCUUCUCGGCCCUUCGGGUCUGGGGUUUGAGUCACGAGGCAGGGGUCGGACCCAGGCUCGGAGAAUGGGCAGUUGUCACAGGUGGUACUGAUGGAAUUGGAAAAUCAUAUGCAGAAGAGUUAGCGAAACAUGGAAUGAAGGUUGUCCUUAUCAGCAGAUCACAGGAUCAACUGAAUCUAGUUUCCAGUGAAAUAAGAGAAAAAUUCAAAGUGGAAACAAGGACCAUUGCUGUUGACUUUGCAUCAGAAGAUAUUUAUGAUAAAAUUAAAACAAGCUUGGCAGGUCAAAUUGGUGUUUUAGUGAACAAUGUGGGAAUAUCAUAUGAAUAUCCUGAAUACUUUUUGGACGUUCCUGACUUGGACAACACCAUCAAGAAUCUGAUAAAUAUCAAUGUUCUUUCUGUUUGUAAGAUGACACGAUUGUUGCUGCCCGGUAUGGUGGAAAGAUCUAAAGGGGCAAUUCUGAACAUUUCCUCUGCCAGUGGCGUAGCCCCAGUUCCACUGUUGGCCAUCUACUCUGCAACCAAGGCUUUUGUGGAUUUCUUCUCUCAGUGCCUCCAUGAGGAAUAUAAGAGCAAGGGCAUCUUUGUGCAGAGUGUCCUGCCGUACUACGUAGCUACAAAGCUGUCGAAAAUCCGAAAACCAACUCUGGAUAAGCCGUCUGCAGAGACGUACGUGAAGUCUGCAAUGAGAAUGGUGGGCUUGCAGUCCCCAACCACCGGAUACCCGGUCCAUUUUCUUAUGGACUUAAUACUUUCAAUUAUGUCUACCUGGCUGUAUUUUAAAAUGACCAUGAAUUUUGGCAAGUCUACGCGGGCUCGCUAUAUGAAGAAAGCCAAGAAGAACUAAGCAUUGGUAACUGCACUGAGUAGCUU
This is a messenger RNA of Zalophus californianus (California sea lion), 962 nucleotides long. RefSeq names its product very-long-chain 3-oxoacyl-CoA reductase-like. The record is from RefSeq and is a predicted model, not a curated record. Gene Ontology annotation, cellular component: endoplasmic reticulum. Gene Ontology annotation, molecular function: oxidoreductase activity. NCBI's taxonomy places the organism in Eukaryota, Metazoa, Chordata, Mammalia, Carnivora, Otariidae.